AGCACAAGUCAAGUCUCAUGGAUUUCAUCCAUCAACGCAUCCUUUAUAUAUGCAGGAGUUAUAUGUCCUGACUUGACUCGUGUGCAAUCUGGUUAAGAAGGGUAAGCAAAUUUUAAAAUUAGGAUGGAUGUUUUGCACGGCUUGCUGGGAAAUAUUAUCAACUUGCAGAAUUAUGGGUAAUUUGGAAUUAGGAAUACAAAUGACUGGUCCAUGUGCUAUUUAUUUUUUAAUCCAGUUUGUCAGAGAUGCAUUGCCUUUAGCUCACACAGCUCUUUUUAUUCUCCCUUUUGGCUUUUCUCUUUUUGAUGCAUCUUUGUAUUAUUUAUUGUAUUAUCUAACGUGAAAAGCAAUGGAUUAGGUGAAGCAUGAAUUAAACAAUGCCUGAAUAUGAAUUAAACUAAGCAUUCAAGGGUUUGAAUUAGCAAUUGCACAUGCAGUUUAUGUCCAAAUUAUAAGAAGUUUAAGUUCAAGUUUAUUUCCACAGUGAUUUUUACAAUAGACAUCGUCCAAGCAUCUUUUCAGAACUUAAGAGUUAAAGUGAAUGAUGUGUGUUUAUCCCUUAUGAGCAGCCUAGAGCAACUGUGGCAAAGAAAAACUCCCUUAGAUGUUAUGAGGAAGAAACCUUGAGCGGAACCAGACUCAAAAUAAGUCAAUCAUAAAUGGGUAUAAUGUCCAGUUUUUUGGUACUUUAUGUAUAUUGUAUGACCCCAUCUUUUGAUUGUCCCUAACUAAGAUAGCCUUUCAUAAAAUAUUUUAAAAGAGUUAAAGAGUAGUAGUGGGAUGGAGACCUGCCCCUAAAAGUAGCCAAAAUAUCCAAAGCACCACAUGUACUGUACAUCUAGCAAUCCAGUAGCCAUAACCCUCAUUAAGUGGCAUUGCCAUGCUGGAUCAGAAAUUGCUAAUACAGUAUGCCUUAUAUUAGAUCCUGCAUAGACACUCUUUUAGAAGACCUGUAUAUUAUGUUAUAUUGUGUUUAUUAAAUUUUGUUUUAUAUUUAAUUGUUGAUUGUUACUCAGUGAUGCUGUUCAAUAAACAAAGCAUUACAGAGUUUUAUAAACCAACAGUAAUUUUUAAGACAUUUUUCUACUCAAACAUCCUCUUAACCAAGCAUAUUAUCUGAAAAGGUUGCUUCUGGUUAACAACCCAUACAUUAAUGAUCCCUCUCCUGGAGUUUUCUCGAAAUUAAGCCUCUAGCCAAUUUCUUUGAGACUUUAUGUCAGCUUGCUUAGAAUUAUUAAAUGAUCAGAGCAAAUGACAAAAUGGUCUCCUCUUAAAGACUUAAUGGGCCAACUGGCACCCUCCUCUUGAAUUUAUGGACCAGAAGGGUUUUCUUAAAGGCAGGUUCUCUUCACACAUUAAACUAGUUCAAUUGAAUUACAUUUGUUAUAGCACCUUUAACAAUAGACAAACCAGAGGCAACAGUGUCAAGAAAAAAAACAAAACAAGAUGACAUGGAAAAAACUCAAAAGUGACUCUAAAGGGAACAUAUUCUUUACUAGGAGAAACCAUACGAGUUUUCCUUUAAUUAUGGUCUUUCUGUAUCUUAUUGUAUUAGCUUGUUUAAUCAGUUCAUUUCCUUAUCUUAUUAUCCACAGGUCCAAUUAGCAGUAUCCUGGUUAAUAAGUAUGGCAGUCGUCCAAUAAUGAUAUUAGGGGGUUGCCUCUCAGGAACUGGACUCAUUGCUGCAUCUUUCUGCAACACAGUGGAGGCUUUGUAUUUCUUUGUUGGUGUGAUGGGAGGUCUGGGACUGGCAUUCAAUCUCAAUCCAGCCCUAAUCAUGAUUAGCAAAUAUUUUUACAAAAGAAGGCCGUUUGCUAAUGGUAUUGCCAUGGCUGGUACCCCAGUAAUUAUGUCCACUUUAGCUCCUCUUAGCAGCUGGUUUUAUAACCAGUUUGGUCUGAGGGGUAGCUUUCUAAUCUUGGGUGGGAUUCUACUGAACUGUUGCGUAGCUGGAUCUCUCAUGAGGCCUAUUGGGCCAAAACCCAAACCUGCUGCAAAGGAGGUUAGUGAUGAUGGAGAGAAGAAGACAUUAAUGGAGACUUUCAAUAGUUUAAUUGAUCUGUCUCUUUUUAAACAUCGUGGAUUUAUCCUGUAUGUCAUCGGCAAUACUUUGCUCUUCUGUGGUAUUUUCACCCCACUGGUAUUCCUCAGUAACUAUGCCAAGACGAAGAAUAUUUCGAACGAAAAGGCUGCAUCAUUGCUUUCAGUGCUGGCCUUUGUUGACAUGGUGGUGCGGCCAUCCAUGGGAACAGUAGCCAACACGAAAUGGGUGCGACCCAGGAUACAGUAUUUCUUUGCAGCUUCAGUUCUGUUUAAUGGUGUGUGCCACUUGCUUGCCCCCCUUGCACUGGAUUAUUCAGGGUUUGUUAUCUAUUCAGCUUUCUUUGGGUUUGGGUUUGGGUGGCUGAGUUCUGUGCUGUUUGAAACCUUAAUGGAUUUGGUGGGACCCCAGCGUUUCUCCAGUGCUGUCGGUCUGGUCACCAUCUUGGAGAGUGUGCCAGUGUUACUUGCCCCACCCUUGCUAGGAAAAUUUAAUGACAUCUACCAUGACUACAAAUACACUUACAUAACUUGUGGAAUACUCCUGUUGGUCGCAAGCAUGGUCCUCUUUGUUGGCAUGGGCAUAAAUUAUAGGCUGUUGGAAAAAGAAGCAAAUGAGGAAGCUAGAAAUUCACACAUCAAAAGGGAAGAAGAAGAAUCCACUCCAGAUGCUGCAAACAAGUAUACUGGGAAUGAGACAACUGUAGCACCAUGAGCACAUAUGAUGCUAAAACUGCAAAAGAUUGUGUAUAAAGUGAGUGAUCAUGUCCAUGAAUUACCUUGCGAAGCUGAAUUCAAAUGAAUUCACUAAAAGAAAAAAAAUGUAUGCAUUUAUGCUGUGUAAAUAAAUAAAUAAUGUUAAAUAACUGUAUUAAUCAACAUUAGUAUUAAUCAACUUUGUUCACAAAUUAAAGUGUGUAAAUGUAAGGAAGUCUUAAAGUAAAAUGAUUGACCUGUUUGUAAAAUGAACAAUAAAUUAGAUUUUUAAAAUAAAAGAUUUAAUUUAAAAAUCAACCAGAAAAAGUGAACUUGUAUUGACUCAAUGCCCUGUAACAGCUCUUCUCUGUAAUAACUGCUAAUUUUAGUAGAAUUAAACAUAAGAGUUCUAAGGGGGGCCAAAAAACAAAAAAAUGUAUAUGUGAAAAAUAACUUUCAAACCAUUAAUUGAAAUAUUCUUCUAAAUUUGCAUAUAUUUUCAUCUAAUUGUCUUAGUUAAUUAAGACAAUUAAGGGUAUUUGCACGUGCAUUUUGAAUUGCUAUGGGGGAAUUGGCUAAAAUUAUUUAAAUGUGAAAGAUUUACCUGUUAAUAACCUAUUGAAAAUUUCUGGCUAUUUGACUAAGUCACAUUG
Messenger RNA from Silurus meridionalis, 3389 nucleotides. Its product is annotated as monocarboxylate transporter 1-like. Gene Ontology annotation, biological process: monocarboxylic acid transport; transmembrane transport. The record is from RefSeq and is a predicted model, not a curated record. Bases 1643 to 2755 code for a protein of 370 amino acids. Gene Ontology annotation, cellular component: membrane. The transcript is spliced from 4 exons. Gene Ontology annotation, molecular function: monocarboxylic acid transmembrane transporter activity. NCBI's taxonomy places the organism in Eukaryota, Metazoa, Chordata, Actinopteri, Siluriformes, Siluridae.